CAUGUUGACGUGGUCGAAUGGUUGUUCUAUUUGCAUGUAAACACAGGAGUUACUUAAUUUUAUAACCAAUCUUUGCAUGGAAAACGUAAGUAUUCCCGUUAAUGAUGUAGGGGAUGGGAGCAGUGAAGGGGAGGAGGAUUUUGAAAGUGCUGAUGAGGGCGAAGGCAAAGAAAAAGCAGGCACAAAAUGCGAAUAUGUCUCUGGCAAUGACAGUAUAGUGGUAACAAAUAGUGGCGAAACAGAGAAAAUUAUGACGGACACUAUAUCAGAAGGAAUCCAGUACACGAGAGGAAAUGGAGCACAUUCUGGAAAAACGGUUGAUGAUGAAACAGGCAGCCUUAAAGGCACUGAGAAGAGAUCGGAGUCAAUGCUUGACGAACAAUCCUUAGAAAGCAAUAUUGGUACUAGUGGACACAAAAAGGAUAUUUCUGAGGGUCGAGACACACGAGAAAAUAAAGAAACAAUCAAUACUGCUACAAAGGUUGAUGAAGGAAAACCUGGACAAAAUGAAAAUGGUCAAAAGAGCACCCAACAAAACAAAUCGAGUAGUGUUAGUGCUCAACAAAAUGAAUCAAGUAGUUCUUCUGUCAGUGGUGGUUGGGUAUGGGGAUCAUGGAGCACAGUUUUGAAUCAAGCCACAAGUACAAUGACGUCUGGUUUGUCCCAAGUCAUUGAAAAAGUGGAAACAACACUUGGUAUACCUGAGCCAGGUGAACUAGAAGAUGAAGCCUAUCCUAAAGACGAAAAGAAAGACGUCAUUACAAUGGAGCCGACACCUGCUGAGAUUGAUCGGAAUAUUGAUGAAAGCAACAGUAAUGCAGAUACCGAUAGCAAAGGCUCGGACUCCUUCUUCUCAUCUUGGGGAUUAACGUCUCUGUCCAGUGCAGUAACAAGCAAAGGAAUUGAACUGGUAACAGAAGGCAUAGAUGCGUUGGAGACAAUUGGAAAAAAAACGAUGGAUGUUAUUUCUGAAGGUGACCCAGGUUUUCGUGUUAAAAGAGACAUGUUUAAGAAACCAUCGUUAUCUCAGAUUUUGCGUGAAGCCAAAGAAGAAAGCGCUAAACAAGCUGCGGAAAAAAAGACACAAGAGGUUUUGGAGAAAGUGAAUUUUAAUGAUGAAUUUGAUCGAUUUCAAGGUCUCGCACAUCUUGAGGCAUUAGAAAUUCUUUCUCGGGAAUGUGAAGCCAAGAUUGAGUCGGCCCUUAUUGAUAUAUUUGAGGACGACCUUGGGCAAGCAAAAACUAAACUCCGGGCAAUUGAAGAUGCGUUUGGUAAAACUACCCCGAACGAGGAAGAUCGCGAGGAAAGCGUGAACACAGAGUUUGCUGUCGAAAUCGGCAAGUGUGCAAUGGCCCUGAAUCUAGCCUUUGUGCCGAACAAAUUAAACCAGACUGAAGAGUCAAUCAGUGAAUGGCUGAAGCAGUGCGCGAAAGACCAAGAAACGUCGGCAAAUUGCCGUCGACCUGACGACAUAUUCUCUCACGUAAUCACCAGUCUUGCUGACAUCACAGCGAAAUCGGUCGAAGUGUUUCGAAAGGUUGCCGAAAUGAUCCUGCUGGUGGACGAUAAAGACAACACAGUGACUGCUGAAGAUCGGGCGACCCGUUUGUGCUCAAUGACGAGAGUCGUAACGAAUCGCAUAUCGAGUUUGUCAACCAGUUACGCCCAGUGUUUGAAUACGGCUGUGAAUGAGACUGAGGACGAUGAUAAUAUAACACCACUAAUUACUGAAGUUUAUCUUGAAUGUUCAAACAGUUCAUCGCACGUUCAAGACGCCUAUAAACUACUUCUACCCGUUUUACAGGUUUCGGCUUUGAAUAGUAUGAAGACAAAAUGAGAGAUAUAUAAUAUGUAUAUGGAGCAGAACGUAUUCUAUAUAUUGCUGCGUAGAAGUUUUAUAACUUUAUAUACAGAGAUAACUUUUGUAAUAAUGCGGGAAUGAUAUAUAUUAACCCUAUAUAUGUUUCCUUUUUUUUGCGCUCUCAUAUUAGGCCUUUUUGAAUCCGCUAUUUUUGCAAAAGAAUUCGAUUCUUGCAAAAUGCGUAAUUUUUGGAUUUUACGUGACCUCGUCGAGUCCUGUGGUGAUCAACUCGAAACUAAGACUCGACGGUUAAAACGAUUUAUGUGUAAUCGUGGCUCACACUCCUGUGCUGCGUAAUCAUCGAAACAUUUUAGGUGAACCAUCAGUUAAAUCACUUAUUAAAACUAACUAAUUUAUAGAAAGCCAUUAAGAAGGCCAUAUUGUUUUAAACUGGUCUUUCUGCAUAUAAUAUAUAACACUACUACGAAGCCUAAAAAUAAUAUAAUUUCU
Messenger RNA from Dendronephthya gigantea, 2311 nucleotides. Its product is annotated as protein FAM114A2-like. The record is from RefSeq and is a predicted model, not a curated record. The transcript is spliced from 5 exons. Bases 77 to 1837 code for a protein of 586 amino acids. Lineage: Eukaryota; Metazoa; Cnidaria; Anthozoa; Malacalcyonacea; Nephtheidae.